CGCACAUAUGUCCAUAUAUUGCCACUUUUUCUUCCAAAGCUACUCUACAAUAGUCUACUCGUUUGGCCAUUGGGUGUGUAAUUAGAAUGGCUAGUGCUUUUUCCUUUGGGUUCUUCUUCUUCCUAGUUUUAUGCAUUAACAAUUCAAGUUUUUGCAAUGGAAGCUCCAAUUCCAAUAUGAGUUGCAUAGAAAGCGAGAGAGAAGCUCUUCUAAAGUUCAAAAAAGACCUUCAUGAUCCUUCCAACCGCUUGGGCUCGUGGGAUGAUGCUGCAGAUUGCUGUAAAUGGAGUGGGAUUAUUUGUGAUAGCAUAACAGGUCAUAUCCACAAGCUCCUCCUUAGAGGUCCUCCCAAUCCUCUUAAUUUUGAAGCUGAUGAUGAAAUUGAUGACCAGGCCAUAUCUUUCAAUGAAUUACAUGCAUUCAAGAGGGCGUUGUUGGGUGGUAAAGUAAACCCCUCGCUGGUCGAGUUGAAGCAUUUGCGUCACUUGGACUUGAGCAACAAUGAUUUUGGAGCAACCCCUAUCCCUAAAUUCUUUGGUUCUUUAAGGAGCUUAAGAUAUCUCAAUCUUUCUUAUGCUAAAUUCAGCGGUGUCAUUCCUCAUCAACUCGGAAACCUCACACAUUUACGAGUUCUUGAUCUCCAUCUUUUUGACGUUACUUUGGGUGGAUUUGCAAAGAAUCUUCAAUGGCUUUCUCAUCUUUCAUCAUUGCGAUUCCUAGACAUGAGUUAUGUUGACCUUUCCCAAGCAUCUGAUUGGCUAGAGGUAACUAAUUCACUCCCUUCUUUGACAGUCUUGCACUUGUCCUCUUGCCUACUUAACUUCAAUGUUCCUCUGCCAUAUCAUGUCAAUUUUUCUUCUCUAGCCGUUCUUGACCUUUCACUUAACUAUUUUUAUGGGGGAUCCCGAUCCCCCAUUCGUCAAGGUAUUCCAGAAUGGAUUUCCAAUUUGAGAAGUUUGGCUUCUCUUGAUCUUAGGCAGGCUGCAAAUGGAAGUCCAAUCCCUGAAGGUAUUCAGAACCUGACUUCUCUUGUGCACCUAGAUCUUUCAUAUAACUAUUUUAGCAAUACCUCAUCAAUACCCAGUUGGUUGUAUAAGAUGAGUGGUUUAAAUUUUCUCCACCUUGGUUAUAAUUAUCUGGGAGGCACAAUAUCAAGUCGCAUAACAAACCUGACAUCUAUCAUUAUGCUUGACCUCAGUUACAAUCACUUUGAAGGGAAGUUGCCAACAUCGAUGGGCAGUCAACUUUGCAACUUAAAGCAAAUUUAUUUGCCCUUUAACGAAUGGAACCAAUCGAUAUCCCAAAUACUAGAUAGUUUGCACGGAUGUGUUUCUAGUAAUCUAGAGGUUUUGGAUAUCAUGGAUGGUCAAAUUUAUGGUCAGUUAACCGAUCAAAUUGGGCAAUUCAAGUCUCUGACCAAGCUUGCUCUAACAUUUAAUAUGAUUUCUGGUCCUAUUCCAGUAUCACUGGGAAACCUUUUGUCUUUGAGAUAUCUGAGCCUUGGGCAUAAUCAUUUUAAUGGAACUUUACCCGAACCAUUUGGGCAACUUGCCAAAUUAGAAUACUUGGAUAUUUACGGAAAUGAGUAUAUGGAGGGUGUUGUUUCAGAGGCUCACUUUGCCAAUUCAACGAGAUUGAGACAAUUAGAAGCAGGUAGAACCCCAUUAACUUUGGAUGUACGUCCUAGUUGGCUUCCUCCUUUUCAACUUGUUUCAUUAGACAUGGAAUCAUGGCAUUUAGGACCGUCAUUUCCAUUGUGGUUACGUUCACAGGAGAAUCUUUCUGUCUUGAUCUUAUCAAACACGAGUCUUGAAGAUGUCAUUCCCUCUUGGUUUUGGGACUCUUUUGUAUUCUCAUAUUUGGAUCUUUCUCAUAAUCAAAUGCAUGGAAGAAUUAAGAAACUUUCUGUGGAUUCAGGAAUUGACCUUAGACACAACGGCUUUGAGGGACCAUUACCAAGUAUAUCUUCCAAUGUGGCUACUUUAUAUCUUUCAAACAAUAUGUUUUCUGGUUCCAUUUCUCAGUUCUUGUGCAACAGGCCGAGUGAGCAAAUGAAUUUGGUGAUUCUCCAUCUGCAAAACAAUCAAUUAUCAGGAGCAAUAUCCAAUUGUUGGUCAACAAAGUGGAAGAAUUUGAUGAUCUUGAAAUUAAGCGACAACAAAUUUAAUAGUACUAUUCCAUCUUCUCUGGGUUCAUUGGUUUUGCUUCAGUCAUUGCACCUACGAAACAACAACCUUUCAGGAGAAUUACCUUUGUCUUUACGGAAUUGUACAGAACUAAUUACUCUAGACCUUGGUGGGAAUAUGUUAAGGGGAAGGCUUCCUGCUUGGAUUGGAACAAGGCUCUUAAAUUUACAGAUUCUUAGCCUUCGUUCGAACAAGUUCCAAGGUCGUAUACCCGAACAACUAUGUGCUCUUAGUGCUCUUCAACUUUUGGACGUUGCACAUAACAACUUGUCAGGUUUUAUACCAAAAUGCGUUUACAAUUUCUCUUCUAUGGUUGGAGGGGAUGAUUACCGUGCCUUUUGGUAUAAAGCGAAUGGAACAAUAACAUCCUUCGAAGAGGAUGCAUUACUUGUAAUGAAAGGUCAAGAGAUGGAAUACAUCGAAAAUCUCGUAUAUGUUAAUAGCAUUGACCUGUCUGGUAAUUUUUUGUCAGGAGAAAUUCCCACAGAAAUUACUAGUCUUGCGAAGUUGGUAUCAUUGAACUUGUCAAAUAACCUUUUAACAGGAGAAAUCCCUCAUGGAAUGGGUAAAAUGGGAGCAUUGGAGUCGGUUGAUUUUUCUGUGAACAAGCUCUCAGGGGAAAUCCCUCCAAGUAUGUCCAAUUUGAGUUUUUUGAGCCAUUUGAACUUGUCCUACAACAAACUGAGGGGAAGGAUCCCAUUAGGCACUCAACUCCAAAGCUUUGAAGCAUCCAGCUAUAUCUGGAAUAGUCUGUGCGGUCCUCCACUCACCCAGAACUGUAGUGGAGAUGAUCUAAAUCCCACAGCUGAGAACAAAACGAGUAAUGGAGAUGAGGAUAAUGAUGACAAUGAAUUGUCAUGGUUUUACUUGGGCAUGGGAAUGGGAUUUGCUAUAGGAUUUUGGGGAGUCUGUGGAUGCAUCUUCUUCAACAGAAGAUGGAGGCACAAUUACUUUUGGUUUCUUGACCGCAUGAAGGACAACAUCUAUGUGGCUUCAAGCUUAAAGGUGAGAUGGCUCAAAGAAAAGUUAGGGGACUGCUUUCAUAAUGCUUGAACGCCUCAAAUGCGUCAUCUUUUACAAGGUUCUGAUCGUAUCUAUUCUGGUUCCUGAAAGAUGAAGAGUUGCAGAACUUGAGUCCAGUAGGCGACUCAAACUUUAUGUUGCUUUUACUUUUAAAUUGCAGAUAGAUCAAAUUUCAAAUGCUUGGGAAUUGCAUAUCUGCAUUUGAAUUUUGAAGGAAACUAUUAGUGUAAUAAAGGCAGUUACUUUCAAUUUGGCCAAAAUAAUUGUUGAGCACGUCUUUACUUAUUUUGAUUUGGACUGGAGUAUAAGCCUAAUAUUUGAAGUAUGUAUUUUUAAAAGUUUAGAAGCUGUCUGUUCUAAUUAGGAAAUGUAUCAUCGUUUGAAGGUAUAUUUCCGAAAUGAUGUACUAAUUAAGAACGGUUUCUUUCCCUUUUGAUGUGAAA
Messenger RNA from Ziziphus jujuba (common jujube), 3652 nucleotides. Its product is annotated as receptor-like protein EIX2. The record is from RefSeq and is a predicted model, not a curated record. Gene Ontology annotation, molecular function: protein binding. The coding region runs from base 87 to 3239 and encodes 1050 amino acids. The transcript has 2 exons. Lineage: Eukaryota; Viridiplantae; Streptophyta; Magnoliopsida; Rosales; Rhamnaceae.